This is a messenger RNA of Culex pipiens pallens (northern house mosquito), 2178 nucleotides long. RefSeq lists its product as uncharacterized. Lineage: Eukaryota; Metazoa; Arthropoda; Insecta; Diptera; Culicidae. The transcript has 3 exons. The record is from RefSeq and is a predicted model, not a curated record. Bases 1563 to 1922 code for a protein of 119 amino acids.
ACGUUGAAUGCUCAACCAGCCUAACCCAUCUGAUGUUCAAGUUUUUGAACAUCGGAUGUUCAAAGCAUUCCUAAAAUCACCCACACAUGAGCAGUACGAUUCAUACAUUUGUGAUUUUGAAUUAGUAUGCGUGAUAUCUGUGGGCAACGUACCGUCUAGCGAAGAAAUUCUUCUUCAUCCUUUUUAAAAUAGCCACUCUUCUUUGUGAGCAAUUUGACGUUUUGUUUUUUUUUUCUCGCAGGAGACUUGUCAGAUUUUUUCGCGCAACAACUGCAAAAUUUUCAGCUGGUGAUUCCGUGCUCGCCGCACCAUCACACCUGCCUAAAAGUGGUUCCCGGAGGUGGGCAAAGGUGUUUUCCUAUCCCCAGCAGGCAGAAGUGGGCAUAAGAAAUAACGGAACCCGAGGAGGUCACAUCCCGGUUGGCCCAGUUGGCUACGACACGGACGGAGCGGACUCCUCUGCCAAGGAACCACUUCCGCCGCCGGACGCAGCAAGCUGGCUGCAGUUUGACGUGCAUUUGCAAGACAGACCCCCGAGACCCGCGAGCAGCUGGUGCGGGAAGUUUCGCGUUGCGCAACUCGUUAGAUGAGCAAGACGCUCGGAAGGAUCAUACGGCGGGGAAACGGAAAAACUUCGUCGAGUCUAAUACCGGGCAGUUUAUGAAUCGUGCCGCGAUCAACAGUGCAGUCUUGAUUGCAGUCGUGGAAGCGGUUUUCGAGAAGGUGUUGUGCAAGUUGAUUGAGCGGGGUUGCGGGGAGGAGGAGGAGUGAACGUUUUCGGAGGUCCCGGGGGAUGUAGCGAGUACAUUUGUGGCGGAACGCCGAAGAACAACUGCCAGGAAGUACCGAAGCUGUCUUGCUGGUGCUGGUCAAGCUGGCUGUGUCCGUGAUGCGUCCCGUGGGAAAAAAAACCGUGCACUUCCCGGCCAACCAAUUCCGAGCGUUACGUCGUGUGCCAGGAGCGCCUCAACAAGUGUCUGGACAUGGGCGAGUUCCUUUUCUGUGCGACUACGACCAGGUCCGACAUUCUGGUGUCGGAGGAACUGAUUCAAAACGACCCUUCCAAGUCACUUGAAACUUAAACAACAAACUGGCCAGCCACCAGAUCGACAGUCUAAAAGCGAUUAUCGACGCCCUGCAGUCCAGCUACCUGCCGAAACCGGUCGACCACGACAUUGUCCAGGAAACGAUGUUGCGCUUCUGGAAGUUGGACCAUAAAUCGGCGCUCGCUCCAACCGCGGACGCCAAGACCAAGUCGGCCCCGGAAUACGUCGCUCGAUUCGUGGACGCCAAAACGCUCGAACUGUUCUGCUCGUCCGGAAACAUCCUAAACGGCAGUCGUCUCCUGCGACAGACCUCUGGCUAACCGAACGACUGGAGAUUUGUGGCGCUGAACGUGUCCGUCGACAAGAGCAUGAACAUCCGCACCAUGUUCGUGAGCAUGGACAACGGAAAUGUGCUCUUCUAUGAGUAUUAGUUCAUUUUGUCGCCGCGAACGGAGAAAUUGUCGAGGAAAUUCAAGUCUGGACAACCGGGAAACUCGCGUGUAUGCUCUCUAAAUCAUGAAGCAAUCAUCCUCGGUGGCGUCGACGACCAGGCCUUCCCGCUGGCCAAGCGCCCCAAGUUCGCCACCGCGCUGUGCCACCUCAGCACCAACCCAGCCGGCCCGGUUCCGAUAUGCGCUCGCCGAGAUGGAGCACUUUUUCGCGAAUGUGACCAUCUACACGCUCGAGAGCGGCACCAAGGAUGAGGAUGUGCCGUCGAGCGGUUCAAGCCGCGCAAAACCCAGCGCUUUUAAAAGAUUUUUAGACCUAACUUGCACGAUUUGUCUGAGAGGAGGGGUUCAUCACAAAGUGCAUUUCGAAAACCUCAAGUCGAGCACGAUUAUUAUCAGUUCAGAUCGAAGCCGUAGUACGAGUUGAAACCUCCGACCAAACCGAACGAAGUCACACACCACUCACGGAGCGAUCAGUGCCGAGCCGUAAAAAACGCCCAAAACUCUCGCUGCUCAGGAGCCAACCAAAUUGCAAGUUAAACCGUAAGCCCCAAGAGGCGGGAGACAAGUCCAUUUAUUUUUUGAUCAUGAAGAUGACCAAGUUAACUUACGUUUAAAAACUAGUUAGGAUUGUGCAAAAUUGUUAUUUUAUGUAACAAUAAAAAAAAUACUGAUUGUUCGUU